GCAAGAUGCCUGAAGUGAAGCAUUAUUGUCAUGCUUGACGCAAAAAGCUGACUUUCCACCCAAUAUAUUAACUCGGUUGUGUUUGUUGAAUUUUUAAUCACAAACCGUAACAGGAAAGAGACAAUGGAGAAUGUAUGCUUCUUGGUGUUGUUCCUUUCUGCUGUUCUGUGGACUCAGUGUACACCGGCGAGGAUCAGCGACGACGACCUACGUCUUGCCUUGAACUUGGCACGAGAGCUGGAGACACUGCAGAAGAGACAAGACAUUCCAGUUGAUAUUGGAAAUCAUGGCACGAAUACACAAGGUGACACGUCGGCAACAGAGACGUCUGGGACAGGAACGUCAGAUACAGGGACAUCUGGGACAGGGACGUCAGACACAGGGACGCUAGGAACAGGAGCGUCAGACAAAGUGACGUCUGAGACAGGGACGUCAGACACAGGGACGUCAGGGAAAGGAACGUCAGAUACAGGAACGUCAGACACAGGGACGCCAGGGACAGGGACAUCUGGGACAGGAACAUCUAAGACAGGUACAUCAAACACAGGGACGUCAGAUACAGGAACGUCAGACACAGGGACGCCAGGGACAGGGACAUCUGGGACAGGAACAUCUAAGACAGGUACAUCAGACACAGGGAUGUCAGAGACAGGAACGUCAGAGACAGGGGCAUCUGGGACAGGAACGUCAGAGACAGGGGCAUCUGGGACAGGAACGUCAGAAACAGGAACUUCUAUGGCAGACAGCGGCACACAAACAACUGCUGUAGACUCGGAUGCUAAGGCUCUGGAAGCUCUGAAGCAGAAGGCGCGCGAUGGACGGGAAGAGAUGACAACUCUACUCACCAACCUCAGAGGAGACAUCGAAGACAUCCAGCAGAAGGUGGAGAAGGCGCUGGACAAAAUCGAGGACACGAUCAGAGCGUUGCUAGAUGAAGCUGCGGAGGCGAGAUCUCAGAGCGUGGCGGAGCGGAAGGAGAUGGCAAAGAAGAUAGCUGCCAUGAGGGCCGCUGCCAGAGCUGCAGAAAGGAAAAAAGCCUCUGAAAAGGAUUCUGACAAGGAUGACAAAAAGCAGGAAAAAAAGAAACACAAGGACUGGGGACACGGGAAAGGACAUGGAUACAGACUCGGGUUUUUGAAGAACGGCAACAUGAGAAAAACAGCUGAUAAUUUUUUGAAGAUAUUUGCCAAUUUCGUAAAAUCCAGACAAGAUUAAUGGUUCUGUUCUGGUUUUAUAUUUCUAGACUACAUUAAAAGUUAUGUUUUCAGUUUUAUUUGAAACAUACCUAAAUGCACUUCACUUCGUUUAUAGCAGCUGUAUUGAAUACAAAAUUGUACUAUAAACACUUACAACUAAUAAAGCAGAUGUUAUCUACCAGUCAUUA
Messenger RNA from Gigantopelta aegis, 1384 nucleotides. RefSeq names its product GPI-anchored hemophore cfmA-like. The record is from RefSeq and is a predicted model, not a curated record. The transcript has 2 exons. Lineage: Eukaryota; Metazoa; Mollusca; Gastropoda; Neomphalida; Peltospiridae. Bases 124 to 1215 code for a protein of 363 amino acids.